UUUCGCUUGGCUACAUGGUUUGUUUAUGGUCAAAUCAUAACACAACGAACGGGAAUUUCAAACGUUAAUGCUAGUCGUGGGCCAAAAGCGAAAGGUAGAUCUCAAACCGGAAAAAAAGGUUCGCAAAUAGCGAAAAGUUGUGACUUCCCUAUGCUGCUUUUUUGCGAAUUUGUGAAAUUUUAUCAUGCCAAUAUUGUGCGAGACAAGACCGCAGUUUUCUGUUCGUAAACUGCCACCCGUCUUUAACAAGAGACUUUUCAAGGCGCAAGCUGGAAUUGUGCUCACGGACAAAAUCCUUGACAUCUUACAGCGACCCUCUACCGCUCGGCGAUCGGCCAACGAACUACAUGCAAUAAAACCCGUUGUUUCGGCGCUGAAAGAUAUUCACAAAGGCCUACAAUUUAUUAAGGAGGCACUUGGCCAUGUAGUCACCUACCAGAAAGUCGAAAGCGAUGUGGAGAUUAGCAAGAAACAAGACGAAAGCUGUCUUUCUUGUUAUUACAUUCUGAGCGGAUCGGUAGAAGUAAAAUAUGCUAUAAAUAAUGGCGUGUCUGGUGCGCACACCACAGAAAAGGCAAAUGACUGUGAAAUAAACUACACACACGUAGCCGGGGAAUAUCUUGGGCUCGUAUCGGGCGAUGGAAGAGAAUUCGAUUAUCCACCACCGGACAACAUACGAACCAUGGAAGUUACUGAGUUCUUGCGAGUCGACCGCGAGCGAUUCCAUAGCGCGAUCAAGAGAGUUCAGAAUCGCUACGUGCAAGAGAUUCAAGUGUUUAUUGAAGAAGUAUCCGCACUAAAAGCUUUGCCCAAAGAAGAGAAAAACAAAUUAGUUGCUUUGAUGGCGAGGCAGGAAUAUCCCGCUGGUAAAGUCAUUGUGAACCAAGGAGACCUUCCGGAGCAUCUGUUUUUUGUUGCUAAAGGAAGAUGCCAAUAUUACCGAAGUAUCUUUAUUGAUGAAGUCAACAGGGAAGAACUCGUUAAACUUGGACAAAUUGAGAAGGGGGAAUUUUUCGGUGAAUCAACCCUUCUCGAUUCCAGUCCAUGUUUUUGCAGUGUAGCAAGUAUUGGUCCUGUAACCUGCUUCCUGGUCAACAAAUGGGCGUUAAAAACGAACGAAAGCGUUAUUCAAAUCCUGCGUCAAAACCGUCGCUAUUUCUUCAAUGACGAUGACAUCAAGCAUUACAUCCGGGACAGUGAUAUCUGGCAGAGCUUUAAGCGGUGCACGAUCACUGGUCUUUUAGAGAUGACGGGAAAAUGUGACGCGUCAGUUGACAAGAGCGAAAUGACUCCUACACUUUCAAGGGCUGUAGAUUAUGGAGAUGCUAAAAGGGUUUUAUUGAAAAACCCAAAUCAUGACGAUGAAAUACCCGGUAAACCAAGGGAAGCCGAGAAGCUGUUCGUGCCUCCUCGCUCAAGACGACGGUCAUCCGCCAUCCUAAACUGCAGCGCGGCUGCGGUAGUUAAAGCAGUUUUAUUGUUGAGAAAAAACUCUAAAAAUGACGCCGACAACAAUUUCAGUUUUCCUUUUCCUACGAAACCAAGCAGUGCGCCAGCAAGAGGUUAUCAGCGCCGAAAACUUCAUGGGAAAUGGAAGUCUCCAACAGUUGGUCAUCGACCAAAGAGUGUCAGAAGUCAGGAAGCAAAGGAUGGUUCAAAACGCGGUUCAAAUGGUAGAGUGUCUGUAUUUGGUCGUAGCAAUGAAGCUUCACCUCGAACUAACAUCAAAAGCCAGAAUAAAAUUGGUGACCCAGGGAGGGAUAAUUACAAAAAGAAACUAUCAAGCAGGGAGACAACAAAGAAGAAAUUAAAGGCCGCUUUCAAAGUCUCCCCUACUGCAGAGAAUACUAAAGAAGCAACGAUAAAGGUCAAAAACAGAACGAACAGCCUAAGCUUUCUUCCUUCUGUUGCUAUGGAGAGAAACGUUGCUCAAAAGCCUAAUGUUGUCAUUAAAGAAAUUAUCAACACCGGAAUUCCUGGUCGGCGGUUUUCUCCCAAAAGUUUUCGCAGAUUUGAGAGAAGUCUAUUUGACAUUCUAGAUAAUCCACCAAACUAUAAACAAAGCUCAUCCGAUGAAGAAUCUUCCUCUGCUACUAAAAGCCUAGUUUUAAAUCCAUGGAACAUUUCUUUAGUUGCCAGUAAAUGGAUGUCCACUGUUCGACAAGCACAGCGGAAGAAAAAUUCGCAUUCUCCGGAGGCGAUUCUUGACGAUACUGGACAGCCGCCGAUCAUUGUCAUUGAGGACUGGGCACCAGGUGCAGCGCUUAGCGAACCAGAAAGCGCAGAAACCGACGCUCAACUGUCAUCGAAUAGAAAGGCGCCAACGAGAAGGACGAGCCGGACUCCUACCCCUAUUCUAGAUGACGUCACAGAAGAGAGCGAAGAAGAGAUUCAGAAGUAUGAGCACGAGCUGAUGCCCUCUCAAAGGUGGUACACACCCAUUCACGAAGCACAUGACUCGUGCAAACAGCAGUUGAUCGAUUUCAAGAAGGAUGUUGAACAUUUGGAGCAACAGCGAAAACGUUUUCAAAGGCAGCACAAAAAGAGGGCAGAGGAAGAGGCCGAAGAAGAGAAGAAAUGCGAGGAAGAAGCACAGAAGGAGACAGUAGACACAAACUCAAAGGAGACGCCUGGCAAGAACACUUCUGAAGAGGCAUACCGUCCAACAACGGGGCAAAGCCGCCACCUACGAAGAAAAGUGUCUAUCAGUACAACUGUUGGGAGGAGUCGAGCUAAGACAUUUUCUGAGGUGCCACUGGAACACCAUGGAAGUAGUAAUCAGCUUCGUAGGACCCAAUCCCUUAACCGUUUCCGCCUUAUCAGCGUCUCUGCGCCAAAUAAAAUGUCGCCAUCACUGGAACACGCUCCCUCAGCGUUAGAGGAUCAAGAAAAAGAAGAGGCAAUGCACGGGACAAUGCAAAAAAUGCGGGUGAAGUCAAGCAGAAUAGAAAAAAGAAAACUUCUGCUAAGAAAGAGAGUUGAGGAACUGGAAAACAUGAAGAUUACAAGACAUUACACAUGACGGUGUAACCUAACUGGAGGAUAACUAAUAAAUCUCAUUUGCAACUGCAAA
This is a messenger RNA of Orbicella faveolata, 3073 nucleotides long. RefSeq lists its product as uncharacterized. Lineage: Eukaryota; Metazoa; Cnidaria; Anthozoa; Scleractinia; Merulinidae. The record is from RefSeq and is a predicted model, not a curated record.